GAGCACCCUCCCGAGGGGGGAGCUGAUAUCCGGCGGCUCCUCUUAGGGCGAACCCAGCCAGCGGCAUCCCAGGGACUCUGCAGAAUGACCUAGAGGAGGUGUUUUAAGCAGGCGAGCUGGGCUUGCUGCAGGACCCUGACUACCAGGCACUGUUACAGUUAGUGAAGGGGUCUCUCUCUGUUCCUGAAGGAGGGGGCCAUGGCCUCCAUGCUGCUGGCCCGGCGGCUGGUCUGCAGCUUCCAGGCCAACCACCGCCUGCUCGUGCCCGGAUCCAGACACAUCAGUCAAGCUGCAGCCAAAGUUGAUGUUGAAUUUGAUUAUGAUGGGCCUCUGAUGAAGACAGAAGUCCCAGGACCUAGAUCUCGGGAGUUAAUGAAACAGCUGAAUAUAAUUCAGAAUGCAGAAGCUGUUCAUUUUUUCUGCAAUUAUGAAGAGAGCCGAGGCAAUUACCUGGUUGAUGUGGAUGGCAACCGAAUGCUGGAUCUUUAUUCCCAGAUCUCCUCUGUUCCCAUAGGUUACAGCCAUCCUGCCCUGGCAAAGCUCGUCCAGCAGUCUCAAAAUGUGAGCAUGUUCAUCAACAGACCUGCCCUCGGAAUCCUGCCUCCAGAGAACUUCGUGGAGAAGCUCCGGGAGUCCUUGCUCUCAGUGGCUCCCAAAGGGAUGUCCCAGCUCAUCACCAUGGCCUGCGGCUCCUGCUCCAAUGAAAACGCCUUUAAGACCAUCUUCAUGUGGUACCGGAGCAAGGAAAGAGGGCAAAGGGGUUUCUCAAAAGAGGAGCUGGAGACCUGCAUGAUUAACCAGGCCCCCGGCUGCCCCGACUACAGCAUCCUCUCCUUCAUGGGCGCAUUCCACGGGAGGACCAUGGGUUGCUUAGCGACCACACACUCCAAAGCCAUUCACAAGAUCGACAUCCCUUCCUUCGACUGGCCCAUUGCACCAUUCCCACGGCUGAAGUAUCCUCUGGAGGAGUUUGUGAAAGAGAACCAACAAGAAGAGGCCCGCUGUCUAGAGGAGGUGGAGGAUCUGAUCGUGAAAUACCGGAAAAAGAAGAAGACAGUGGCUGGGAUUAUUGUGGAGCCCAUCCAGUCUGAGGGUGGAGACAACCAUGCGUCAGACGACUUCUUUCGGAAACUGAGAGACAUCGCCAGGAAGCACGGCUGUGCCUUCUUGGUCGAUGAAGUCCAGACUGGAGGGGGCUGCACCGGCAAGUUCUGGGCCCAUGAGCACUGGGGCUUGGAUGACCCAGCAGAUGUCAUGACCUUUAGCAAGAAGAUGAUGACCGGGGGCUUCUUCCACAAGGAGGAGUUCAGACCCAACGCUCCUUACCGGAUCUUCAACACCUGGCUGGGGGACCCAUCCAAGAACCUGCUGCUGGCCGAGGUCAUCAGUGUCAUCAAGCGGGAGGAUCUGCUGACUAACGCAGCCCAUGCUGGGAAGGCCCUGCUCACAGGGCUGCUGGACCUCCAGGCCCGGUACCCCCAGUUCAUCAGCAGAGUGAGAGGACGAGGCACCUUUUGCUCCUUUGAUACUCCAGAUGAAUCUACACGGAAUAAACUCAUUUUAAUUGCCAGAAACAAAGGUGUGGUGUUGGGGGGCUGUGGCGACAAAUCCAUUCGCUUCCGUCCCACACUGGUCUUCAGGGAUCACCACGCUCACCUGUUCCUCAAUAUUUUCAGCGACAUCUUAGCAGACUUCAAGACUUUGCCCUUGGAGGAUCUCCCAGUGGCAUCACUGAUGGUUCGUACUCAUAUCCUCCAUUUCUCCAAACUCUCUCCUCCCUUUUAAAUGUCAGCCUAAACCUAUGUGGGAGGAAACUGCAGCCUGAGCGUCCAGGGGGACACAGUUGGGCCCAAGGGUCAGAAGCACAAGCCUGUCACCCUGGACAUCAGCCCAGGGUCUGGGGCAGCAGGGCCACUUCAUCCUGCCUCCCAGGGCGCCUUAGGGUCUGACCUUUGGGCCCCUUGCCAUGGGAGGCUCUUUCUCACUUUCGCUCAUCCCCCUUCACUCUACUUGUGAGCAGACCUGUGAACAGCAUGGCUGUUCUAUCACAGGGAGUCUUUGCUGGCCUCGAGUUCUUUUUUCGGGGGGACAGCGGACAGCUGGCUGGUACGGGGAUCAAACACUGGACCUUGGUGUUAUCAGAACCAUGCUCUGACCACUUAGAGAACUGGACAGCCCUGGGUUUCUUCUUGAGGGAAGCACCAUGAAUUAAAGACACCACUUGUGGAAAAGCA
Molecule: messenger RNA, 2234 nt
Organism: Galeopterus variegatus (Sunda flying lemur)
Lineage: Eukaryota; Metazoa; Chordata; Mammalia; Dermoptera; Cynocephalidae
Gene: ABAT
Product: 4-aminobutyrate aminotransferase
Exons: 17
Coding region: 199-1785 (528 amino acids)
Biological process (GO): GABA catabolic process
Cellular component (GO): mitochondrion
Molecular function (GO): pyridoxal phosphate binding
Source: RefSeq, a predicted model, not a curated record